Molecule: messenger RNA, 2055 nt
Organism: Saccostrea cuccullata (small rock oyster)
Lineage: Eukaryota; Metazoa; Mollusca; Bivalvia; Ostreida; Ostreidae
Exons: 2
Coding region: 1-2055 (684 amino acids)
Source: RefSeq, a predicted model, not a curated record
AUGGGCUCUUUUAGAACGUUAGAAAUGAUAGUCAUACAAAAUAUAUCAGAGGCAGUCUUUGUGGGACUGUGUCGUAAAAUGGGGACCUCAAAAAUUGUGGCCAUGAGGAGAGAUGUAAUGGACAUCAAUGAGAUGGUUAACAAUCACAUUUUCACAAGUGAAGAGGGCAGUACUAUGGUAAGUGGAAGUGAAAGAGAAGGAUUCAGACUGAAAGGAUCAGAUUGGGACAUUAUGUGCUGGCCAAAUAAUCACCGUGUGAUCUGGGAAUUAUCUCAGUCUCAGUAUUACAACACACACAGACAAACACUGAUCCUCUGUGACUAUUCCGAUAGUCCACCAGGAUUCACUUUGUUAUAUUUACUGUCACCUACCAUGGACGAAGAUAUUCAGAGAGCUUGUGUAAGAAGGUAUAACAGAAAUUAUAUAUCUAGUUCUAUAUACAGACAGAUCAUCUGUAAUGUUUCAAAGAAUCAUUCAAUUCAACAUGGACCCUGUGCCAGUGGAACAAUUUUAACAUAUGAAUUUGAUUUAGCCGCAUGCUUUGUUAGUGAUUUUUGGCCUACAUCUGCCUCUUCAUGGAUAGACAGAUGUCAUUCAUGGCCCUUACCUUAUGUCGUUGAUGGUAUAUUAAAAAAUGGAUGUCACUUUGUAGCAAUCGGACACAAGCUAGGAAGACACGAAGACCAUGAAUGGAGAAUUUCCUUCUCUCUGGCAGAACAAAAACUAGUGUAUUCAAUGAAUCACAGCCAAUUUUUAACUUAUGGCUUACUGAAAUUGUUCUUAACAGAAAUGAUAAACAAUGGAGUAGGUGAUGGUGAUAAAUUACUGUGUUCCUAUCACAUGAAAACUUCAGUUUUCUGGGUGAUUCAACAAAAUACAAUACCUCAUUGGUGUCCACAAAAUCUCCUGGUGUGUUUCUGGGUCUGUUUUAAACUCAUUCUCAAAUGGGUGUAUGAUGGGGUAUGUCCUAACUUUUUCAUUCCAGAAAAUAACAUGUUUCUGAGUAAAAUUCAUGGCGACAAACAACAUCAACUAUUUAUUAGAUUGUAUGGGAUGUAUGAAAAGGGUUUAGCAUUCCUGCUACAAUGUCCCUCCUUUAGGACUUAUAAUAUCGAUGUCCUUCAUAACCCUAGACUCUCCAUCUGUACAGAUGAAAAUACUCUGAUUCCUGAGAUUGAUUUUGAUCAAAAGCUAUAUCAUGAAAUGCAACGCAAUAACAUGAUACGGAAACUGGACAUACAAAGAUGUAUGAAAUAUCUACAUACAAUAGAACAGAUGAUAGGUUCACCCCUCGUAACGCAGUAUCAAGUGCUGAAGCUACAGGAACUUACAGCUAAUGUCCUUCAGCAAACUGCAUUUAUUUUAUACAUGGAAACUUACACACAUUUAAACAAAAUGAGUUAUAGAGUUGGCAAAAUGUCCUGUUAUAUGCUGAAAAUAGCAGCCAAGUUUGGUUUUAUUACUGACAUGAUGUACAUAGCCAUGUAUUAUUAUAAUACACUUAGAUACAUAGAAGCUUUAUCUAUUAUAGGGAUGAUCAAGGUCAAUUUAGCACAGCCUUAUGUAAUGUAUGGGUAUAAUGUAGAUACAGAGAUGUAUACUGAGGCUGUAGGGGGACAGUCCUGGUCUACAAAGAUGAGACAGGCUGUAGCUGGGGAUAUUAUACUUAACAACAAAAUCCAUUACAUCAAUGAAUUGAUACCAGAACAACAGUCUGCUCUACAGAAUAGUUUCUUUUCGUUAUGUAUCCCAUCCUAUAUACUGUUAGACAUGCUAGAGAUUUUGUGCUACAGACAUGUAGACACAAUGAGCGCACAAACAGCUCUAGAUAAUCUACAAGCUCUAGUUCACAAUGAUCAGGGACAGUCUAUACCUGAAAUUCACAGAAACAUAUCGUGGCAGAUUCUGGGGAUCUGUCAACAGGUGACAGGGAACCUCCAGGCUGCUCUAUACUCAUACCAACAAUCUCUCAGACAAAUCUCAUUCCAUAAAAUACAAACAGCUACAGAAAUGAGAAUACAGGGAAUUUGUCAAUUCAAUCCCUCAGGUAUAUAA